Messenger RNA from Saccostrea echinata, 1270 nucleotides. Its product is annotated as D-beta-hydroxybutyrate dehydrogenase, mitochondrial-like. The coding region runs from base 1 to 1221 and encodes 406 amino acids. Lineage: Eukaryota; Metazoa; Mollusca; Bivalvia; Ostreida; Ostreidae. The record is from RefSeq and is a predicted model, not a curated record. The transcript is spliced from 7 exons.
AUGUCGCUGUUAGAAUCCACUGCUGGACGUGAGAUCGGUGAGACGUAUAAAUCGAGGUCUCCUGUCCCAGAAGUUGAUGGCACGAAAAAUACCUCAAAACUCAAUGGCUGUGACAACUGUGUAGACGUCCCCACUAAAGUCCCUGGCUCCAAAAUGGAGGAGGAUAUUUUAGAGUGGUUGAUAUAUGUCGUAUCCUAUGUAAUCUUGCUCCUGCUAAUUUAUGUGAACAUUUAUUUUAUUCUUGCAUUGUUGGUGGUGUAUGUGAUAUUUCGGUAUGUCCAGUCAAAAUGUAAGAAACUACUUCCGGUGAAGAAUAGAGCUGUUCUAGUGACGGGCUGUGACAGAGGGUUUGGUUUCCACUUUGCUAAAUACUUAGAUGACGUGGGAUUCAUAGUCUAUGCAGGAGUCCUAAGCAAAGACGGCACAGGCGCAAAGAAGUUGAAGUCCAAAAGUUCAAAAAGACUUCAUGUUCUUCAACUGGACGUCACCAGUGAAAAGGACAUCAAGGAAGUUGUGACGUACAUCAAUGCGAAUACUAAAAGUAACGGUUUAUGGGGUGUUAUAAACAACGCUGGUGUAAAUGUAUUUGGAGACGUUGAAACAACGCCAAUGGAGCAAUACGAGAGAUGUCUGUCCAUAAACUUGUAUGGGAUGAUACGUGUCACUCAAAAUGUGCUCCCCCUCAUACGGCAAUCUCAAGGACGAAUUGUCAAUAUAUCGAGUGUGAUGGGGAGAUACUCAUCUCCCGGAGACAGCGCCUAUCACAUCUCUAAACAUGGAAUAGAGUCUAUGACGGACAGUCUGAGGAUGGAAAUGCGAGCCCUUGGGGUGGGAGUCAGCAUCGUAGAGCCAGGGCAUUAUGACGCUGCUACGACCUGUAGCAAUCCAGAAAUUGUGAAAAUCCGUCGUCAUGAAGUAGACAUUCAGUGGGAGAGGGCCUCGGAGGAAGUGAAGAAUUUCUAUGGCAAGGCCUACUUCUAUAGAUUUUUCAAUAGAGAUAACAGGAAGAACUCGGCAGAUUCCCCUGAUAGGGUCAUAGAUGCUGUGGUGGACGCACUGCUAAACGAGAGUCCCAGGGCUCGAUAUCUGGUCCCAGGAAGCUCCAGAAUGAUAGAUGUUUAUGCGGAAAUAGGAAGGUUUUAUGGAUUCUUUCCAGAAAUUAUUAGCGAUGUUGUCCUCACGUGGUUUACAGGAUCUCAUAAACCGCAGAAAAUAAGAUAGCAUUCGCUGAUUAUAAAUUAACAAAUACUUUGUUGAUUUGAAAUGCUUU